Molecule: messenger RNA, 402 nt
Organism: Malassezia pachydermatis
Lineage: Eukaryota; Fungi; Basidiomycota; Malasseziomycetes; Malasseziales; Malasseziaceae
Product: peptide methionine sulfoxide reductase msrb
Exons: 3
Coding region: 1-402 (133 amino acids)
Biological process (GO): response to oxidative stress; protein repair
Molecular function (GO): peptide-methionine (R)-S-oxide reductase activity
Source: RefSeq, a predicted model, not a curated record
AUGACAUCGCUACCCAAAUCGGAGUCGGAAUGGCGUGCCGUUCUCAGCCCUGAGCAGUUCCGUGUACUGCGUCAAAAGGGCACAGAGCGUGCUGGUACUGGUGCUUAUGACAAGCACUACGAUCAUGGUGUCUAUUGCUGUGCAGGCUGUCAGGCUCCUUUGUAUAAGAGCACAAGCAAAUUUGAUAGCGGGUGUGGCUGGCCAGCAUUUUUUGAGGCUUUCCCGGGUGCUAUCGAUCGUCAUGAUGACUUUUCGUUUGGCAUGCGCCGCACCGAAAUUACCUGUAAAAACUGUGGCGGUCACUUGGGCCAUGUAUUCUAUGGUGAAGGCUUUCCUACGCCGACCGAUGAACGUCAUUGUGUCAAUUCUAUCUCGUUGAGUUUCCACAAAGAGGACCAGUGA